Tripterygium wilfordii is the source of this 1140-nucleotide messenger RNA. RefSeq lists its product as uncharacterized. NCBI's taxonomy places the organism in Eukaryota, Viridiplantae, Streptophyta, Magnoliopsida, Celastrales, Celastraceae. The transcript has 2 exons. The coding region runs from base 159 to 473 and encodes 104 amino acids. The record is from RefSeq and is a predicted model, not a curated record.
CGACAGUUGGAUCUAAGUAGUUGUUCGUCUUUUCAUGUGCAAAACUUGGCACAAUUGUUGAACUCUGUUCUGUGUCCAUAAAAUGCCGACUUCAGUGUUUUGGUGCGAGGAGUCUGAUACUUGCUUGACACGCUCAUUCGAAUUUGGUCUUGUGCUCUAUGAAUGCCAUGAUUGCUGCUGGGUUUCUUCUGAGUAAUAUGCGUGGUCCAUUGUCAGGUUUUUCAUUGACCUUUUUUGCAUAUACAAAUAGCCACUGUGGAUUGUGUUUUGGUGGCUGGAUGAGAAUCAGAACUGGUGGUGAGGGUUAUGCUCUUCUCGAAUGGAUGCUAUAUAGGAGCUGUCCUGAAAGAAAAAUGUGCAUUUUUGGUUACCCUGGUUUCACUAUGUUUCUAAUAGAAAAGGAGUCAAAACUGGAUACUUGGCUAUGUAUGGCCGUUUUGGGUAUCUUUGUUGCUAACUGGAAAUGCUUUUAAACUAUUUGUAAAAGUUUUUUGGGUAGCGACAAGCCAUCUGCUGUCCACUGAUUGAGUGAUGGAAGAGUUUCAUUCUUAUCAAAUGCUGGCCGGUUGUUCGGAAGCUCUUGAUGAGUUCUGCAACUGUUGCCUGUCCAUUCUCUUGUACUCUUGUUCUGUACAUUCACCGCUCGUCUUGGUUGGGAGAUUCUUGUUCUUGCCUUGUUCUCUUUGUGCAUGCCCUGUUAUGUGAUGCCUUCGGUCCAAGAUUGUUGAUCUCCCAUUAUCAAUUUCCUUCCUAGCAUGAAUGUGGUUGAGGUUGAGGCUUCCUUAAUCUUUGCAAGGUUCCUUCCCAGUUUGGAAUGCACUCCUAGAGCUCUCUGCUGUUGUUGUCUCUUCACUUCCGAAUAAAGCUGUACUCUUGCAAGCUUGCCCUAGAGCCUCAACUUUGCAAGCUUCACAUUUAUGGCUUAUACGUUUACACACACACAUUACUUUUUCUUUCAUUUUAGCCCAUAAUCAUUUAUGGACGACCUCAUUUUUACCUCGAGUAUGCAUGUGCAUAUCUUUUGUGAAUGCCCAGUAAUUGUUUUCACUGUUUUAUUAGUUUAUUUUUUGGCCCCUACUUAUCAUCAUCACUAUGAUUGUUGCAUUUAUGCUAAUCAGGUUUUUUUGUGGUUUUCUUUUC